AUGACUGCCUCUACCGCCAACCGCGAGCCUCUUGUCCAUCGCGUCGGCAACCUGGGCGCCGCCUCCUCAGCAACGCAGAACUUGAAUGCGCAUGCUCCUCACAACCACCGAUUAAAGCACAGUCAUGCGACCGCUCACGUUCCCAAUCGUGCAGCACACUACGACACCUCCCUCUCGAUCCCAGUCCGCAAAUACCUCCAGACGUACGGUCUGACUCCUCCUCGUGCCGAGAGUUAUGAGGUGCAAAAGAUGAGAUGUCUGGCUCAGCUGGCUUUGAAGACUACCCCCAUUGAAAAGUUCUUGUACUUGAGCACGUUAAGAUACAAUAAUGUCCACCUGUUCUACAGAUUGUUGACAGAUCACUUCACGGAGCUGACUCCGUUGGUCUACACCCCGACCGUGGGCGAAGCAUGCCAAAGAUGGUCGGAGAUCUACCAACAGCCCGAAGGCAUGUACUUGAGUUUCGACGACCGUGGUCAUCUCUCCAGCAUCAUCCAGAACUGGCCCCAACCCAAUGUGGAGAUCACAGUGGUGACAGACGGCUCCCGCAUCCUGGGCUUGGGAGACCUCGGCGUAGGUGGCAUGGGUAUUCCAAUCGGCAAGCUUGCUCUGUACACGGGCUGUGCUGGCAUUCGCCCGGAGGUCACCCUCCCCCUGACCGUCGACUUGGGUACGAGCAACAAGGAACUCCGGGAAGACCCUCUUUAUAUGGGUAGUCGCCGGGACAAGGUGACGCCAGAGGAGGAGAAGGAGUUCCUCGAUGAGCUCAUGGCGGCAUUGAAGGAGCGGUGGCCGGACAUUGUCAUCCAGUUUGAGGAUUGGAAGAAUCCCUUUCCCUCUCUUGAACGAUAUCGUCAAGACUACGCCAUGUUCAACGACGAUAUCCAAGGCACCGGAGCCGUCAUCAUGGGAGGCGUUAUUGGUGCCGUCAAACAGUCCGGGGUGGCUCCUAAGGACCAUCGUGCCGUCUUCCUGGGCUCAGGGUCCGCUGGUGUGGGCGUGGCCAAACAAAUCGUGGAGUAUUUCAUGCACGAAGGCCUAACGGAAGAAGAGGCGAAAUCGUGCUUCUGGCUCGUGGACAGCAAAGGACUUGUCACUCAAGACCGAGGUGACAAGCUUGCCGACCACAAAAUCUACUUCUCACGUACCGACAACAAUGGACAGCAAUUCAAGACUCUGGAUGAGGUUAUUGAAUAUGUCAAGCCCACCAUCCUCAUGGGUUUGAGCACCAUCGGAGGAGCUUUCACCCCUGAAAUCCUGCAGAAGAUGGGCAAAUGGAACAAUAGACCCAUCAUUUUCCCGCUUUCCAACCCGUCCUCCAAGUCUGAAUGCACCUUUGAGGACGCAAUCACUCACACUGAUGGACGGGCUCUGUUUGCAUCGGGAUCACCAUUCCAACCCGUCCCCUAUAAAGGGAAGAUCUACCACCCUGGCCAAGGGAACAACAUGUACGUCUUCCCGGGUAUUGGACUGGGCACGAUUCUUUCCAAGGCAGUCCAAGUGACUCCCAACAUGGUCUACGCCUCAGGGGAAGCCCUGCCGACCAUGAUUACAGAGGAAGAGAAGGAGCUCGCUCUUCUGUAUCCAUCAAUUACCCGCAUCCGAGAUGUGAGCGCCCGCGUGGCGUUGUAUGUCAUCCGCGCCGCUCAGAGAGAUAAUGUCGACAGAAUUCACCAUCUCCGAGAGAUGAGUGAUGAGGCUCUGGAAGAGUGGAUUAAGGGGAAAAUGUACGACCCUCACCAAGAGACCGUGGAGCUUGAGAAUGAAGUACGAGAGCUUGUCAACGACUUGACCACCUCGGCGAGGUUGUGA
Exophiala dermatitidis NIH/UT8656 is the source of this 1812-nucleotide messenger RNA. RefSeq names its product malate dehydrogenase (oxaloacetate-decarboxylating)(NADP+). The transcript has a single exon. The record is from RefSeq and is a predicted model, not a curated record. NCBI's taxonomy places the organism in Eukaryota, Fungi, Ascomycota, Eurotiomycetes, Chaetothyriales, Herpotrichiellaceae. Gene Ontology annotation, biological process: pyruvate metabolic process; malate metabolic process. Gene Ontology annotation, cellular component: mitochondrion. Gene Ontology annotation, molecular function: malate dehydrogenase (decarboxylating) (NAD+) activity; NAD binding. Bases 1 to 1812 code for a protein of 603 amino acids.